Molecule: messenger RNA, 2115 nt
Organism: Triticum turgidum subsp. durum (durum wheat)
Lineage: Eukaryota; Viridiplantae; Streptophyta; Magnoliopsida; Poales; Poaceae
Source: the annotation of a GenBank genome assembly
AUGAGGGCGGCGCUGUUCGGGGCCGAGCGGAGCGGGGGAGUGGGCCUCGCCGGCGGGAAGGAUCUGUGCUACUGGCCGCCGGGGAAGCUGCUGGUGGAGCCCCGGUCGGUGCUCGACUGCUCGCGGAGGCUCAGCAGCCCGCCCAACUCCGCGUCCACGCUGUCGUCGUCCCUCGGCGGCGGCGCGGCUGACUCCACCGGCGUGGCGGCGGUUUCCGAGAGCAGCGCCGGCGACGCCGAGGCCACCAAAUGGGCCGACCACGCCGCCGGUGGAGGUGGUGGUGGGUGUGAGCUGCCGCCCAUUCCUGGGGCGCUGGAUGGAGGGGAGGGCUGGGACGCCAUGCUCGGCAGCGCCGCGGCGGCCGCGGCGGCCGGGCAGGACCAGACCUUCUUGAACUGGAUCAUGGGGGCCGCCGGCGACCUGGAGCUGCCCGUCCCGCCGCUUCCAAUGCAUCAGCAGCCGCUCGUCGACAAUGCGGGCGGCUUCGGAUUCUCGGCCGUCGACCCGCUCGGCUUCUCGCUCGACCACCACCUCGGCGGCGCCUCCUCCGACCUGUCGUCCUCCGGCGCCAUGUCGCACACCACCACCGGCGGGGGUGGCGGUGGCGGCAGCAAGGCCUCCUCGGCUUUCGGCCUCUUCUCACCGGAGGCCGCCUCUCUCCAGCCCCCGCCGCCUCCGAUUCUGUUCCACGAAGGUAUCGACACCAAGCCCCCUCUCCUCGGACCGCAGUCGCAUGGCCUCUUCAACCAGUACCAGCAACAGCACCAACCGCCGCCUCCCGCCGCAGCCUUCUUCAUGCCCCUCGCUUCCUUCUCCGAUCACAACCAGCGCUCGCAACUCCACCAGCCACCGCCCAAACGCCACCACUCCGUUCCAGACGACCUCUACCUCACCCGAAACCACCUGGGCACGUCGGCGGCGGCGGCCUUUCCCCUGCUACAUGGCUCACUCCCGUUCCAGCUCCAGCCUUCGCCGCCCCCGCUUCGCGGGGCGAUGAAGACGACGGCUGCCGAGGCGGCGCAGCAGCAGCUGCUGGACGAGCUGGCUGCGGCGGCAAAGGCAGCUGAGGCCGGUAAUUCCACUGGCGCGCGUGAGAUAUUGGCGCGGCUCAAUCACCAGCUUCCCCCACUUGGGAAGCCCUUCCUCCGGUCGGCUUCCUAUCUCAGGGAGGCCCUCCUCCUCGCGCUCGCCGAUGGACACCACGGCGCCUCCCGCAUCACCUCACCGCUCGACGUCGCCCUCAAGCUGGCGGCCUACAAGUCCUUCUCCGACCUGUCGCCCAUGCUGCAGUUCGCUAACUUCACGGCCACGCAGGCGCUUCUCGACGAAAUCGCCUGCAGCGCCGCUUCCUGCAUCCAUGUCAUUGACUUCGAUCUUGGUGUAGGCGGGCAGUGGGCUUCCUUCUUGCAGGAGCUUGCUCAUCGCCGUGGUACUGGCGGCGUGGCUUUGCCGUUGCUGAAGCUGACGGCCUUCGUUUCAGAUGCUUCUCACCAUCCACUGGAGCUUCAUCUUACUCAGGAUAACCUCACGCAGUUUGCUGCUGAUCUUGGAAUUCCCUUCGAGUUCAAUGCCGUCAGUCUUGAUGCCUUCAGUCCGGCUGAGCUCAUUUCUUCUACUGGCGACGAAAUUGUAGCUGUGAGCCUCCCAGUUGGUUGCUCUGCUCGUGCACCACCGCUGGCUGUAAUCCUUCGGUUGGUGAAACAGCUUGGUCCUAAGAUUGUGGUCGCCAUGGACUAUGGAGCUGAUCGUGCUGACCUCCCGUUCUCACAGCACUUCCUGCAUUGCUUUCAAUCCUGCAUGUUCCUCCUUGACUCGCUUGAUGCUGCUGGAAUUGACGCCGAUUCUGCCUGUAAGAUCGAGAAGUUUCUGAUCCAACCAAGAGUCGAAGACGCGGUGCUUGGGCGGCGCAAGACCGACAAAGCAGUUUCAUGGCGGAAUGUGUUUGCUGCUGCUGGCUUCACACCUGUGCCGCUCAGCAAUCUUGCCGAGGCACAGGCCGACUGCCUCUUGAAGCGGGUGCAGGUCCGAGGGUUCCACGUCGAGAAACGCGGGGUUGCGCUCACUCUCUAUUGGCAGCGUGGCGAGCUUGUAUCAGUAUCAGCCUGGCGGUGCUGA